Molecule: messenger RNA, 1616 nt
Organism: Saccoglossus kowalevskii
Lineage: Eukaryota; Metazoa; Hemichordata; Enteropneusta; Harrimaniidae
Product: THUMP domain-containing protein 1-like
Biological process (GO): tRNA modification
Molecular function (GO): RNA binding
Source: RefSeq, a predicted model, not a curated record
CAAAGAUUCUAGGAACAGCUGAAGCUCAAAACAAACGUUUAACCAGUGUGGAAGAUUUAAAUUAAUACAAUGUCACAAAAAAGAGGAAAAUCUUACUAUAGAAAAUCAUCAAAUAAAAGACGCAAAGUACAUGGUAUAUUGAAUGUCGGUAUGAGGGGAUUUCUGCUCACUUGUAAUAGAGAUGAAAAAGCUUGUGUUCGUGAUGGAUUGAAUCUACUAACUGAGUAUGCUGAUCUAUUUUAUGGUCCAGAAAAUGAUGACAAAAAAGAAUCAACAGAUAAUGAUUCUGAUAGUGAAGAAGAUAUUGAAGUAAGUUUAGAAAAGGAAAAAAGAAGAUUGAAAGAACAGAUCAAGAAUAAGACACAACGGUUCCAACCUAUGCAGUCUGGUGCUAAUAAUGUAGUUUUUAUCAGAACACAGAUUGAUAAUCCAGGCGAAAUGGCGUAUCAAAUCCUGACAGACAUUGCUAAGAAAUCAGAAAAAAUCACCCGUCAUAUACAGCGAAUGAUACCAGUCAACGGCACCUGUCGCACUAUUAUGGAGGAUAUGGAAGACCUGGGGUCUCGUCUCAUAGAUCCAUUUUUUCAUGUGGAAGGCACAUCCCAAAUAGCCUUCAGUGUCCAGUACAAAGCUAGGAACAAUGGCAAAGUAAAACGUGAUGAAAUUAUCAGGAUGUUGGCAAGUCUGGUGUUGAAGGAAGGUUCACCACAUAAGGUGGAUUUAAAUAUGCCAGAUAUUACAAUUAUAGUGGAAAUCAUCAAGAACAUUUGUUGUAUGAGUAUUGUGAAGAACUUCCAUGGUCUCAAGAAGUAUAACCUGCAUGCUGUCGUUGAAGAGCGACUUAAUGAAAGUAAGGAUGAGCCAGGUCAAAGGUGCAAGGAGAAAGAACAUUCUAAUGUUCCUGAUCCAGUGGAAAAACUGGCCAACAAUGAAAGUAAAGAUCUAUGCCAAAGAUCUGAAGAAAAGAAUGAGAAGGUAAAAUCUAACCCACCUGCCAUAGAGGAAGGCAACAAAGAGAGCGAUAACAUUCCCGAUGAUAAAAUAGAGAAAACCAAAGAUGAUCCAAGAGAAAUACUAGACACAGAAAAAUCAAUGAAAGAUGAACGCAGUGAUAAAACUGUAGAUGAAGCAAGAACAGAGGAUGAUGACAAAGUUGAUGGGAAAACAGGAUGUAGAUAAAAGUGAAAUGAAUGAAUCUCCCUGAGUAUUGGGAGCCCUGAGUGUGAUUAGCCAAAUAUUUUUUUUUAUCAUACAUUGUAUUACAUUGACUGCCACAAGUGUUUGAAUUGCAGGAUAUUAACGAAGUAAUGCUGUGAAUUUGGUGACUUUUUAGGCAGUUUUUUUUGCAACUCCAUUAUCCUUUUGUAUUUGUCAAUGACCUGAUUCACAUAUUUAUCUUUGUGAACUACAUAUUUCAUUCAGUAGAGUGUUAAUGUAGCCACACAGCACAUUAAAGGUAUUGCUAUUCAAGAUAUGUAUCAUUUUGAACAUGCAAAACUUGAUCAUUCUGAACAGUUCUUUCAAUGGAAAUGGGCCUUGUUGAGAACAAAGUAAAUUCUGGUAAUAUUCUCAUGUAAUUCUGUAUGGAUUAUUGUAAUUUGUUAAUAAAACUGAUA